Messenger RNA from Triticum turgidum subsp. durum (durum wheat), 810 nucleotides. The record is from the annotation of a GenBank genome assembly. NCBI's taxonomy places the organism in Eukaryota, Viridiplantae, Streptophyta, Magnoliopsida, Poales, Poaceae.
AUGGGUAUUGGGCCAGUUCAUCAUUGCUUGGCCUCUCUUCUUGUCCUGCUUCCUCUCCUCUGCUGCCACGCAGUGAGAGGCGUCGAGCAGAGAGCGCACACCGGCGCCGCGUCGCGCCCCCAGGCCGCCACGGUGAGGCUGGAGCGCGCGCGUGACAUGCCGGAGCUGGACGUGACGACGCCGCUGGCGACGGUCCCGCUGGCGAACCCGACGCCGAUGCCGGAGGCGACCGCCGCGCCGACGCUGGCGCACCCAACGGCCGCGGCUGGCGCGGGGAGCUGGUGCGUGGCGAGCCCGAGCGCGGGCGCGGCGGCGCUGCAGGUGGCGCUGGACUACGCGUGCGGGCAGGGCGCGGACUGCUCGCCAAUCCAGCCCGGCGGGAGCUGCGCCGACCCGGACACCGUCCGCGACCACGCCUCCUACGCCUUCAACUCCUACUACCAGAAGAACCCCGUCCAGACCAGCUGCGACUUCGCCGGCGCCGCCAUCCUCACCAGCACCGAUCCCAGCACCACCUCUUGCAAGUACCCAUCCACUAGCACCGGUGCUUCCGUCCUGAACACGACGUCUCCGGUGACCCCGGUGAACCCGACGUACGGAUCCCCUCCCGGCGGCUCCUACAACUCUCCUCCUGGUCCUGGCGGCUACUACAACUCCCCUCCUAUCUACGGGUCCAUGUCGCCUCCGGACUACGGCGGCAGCAUCAGCGCCGCCACGGCGGUGAUGCCCGGCAGCAAGAGCACGACGGCCGCCACGUCCCUGACGUGCCUCCUCGUCGUCGCAACGGUGUCUCUCAACCUGUGCAAGUAA